GAUCGCUUACACUCGAUUUCAAGACAAGCCUUAUUCAUGUACCUGUUUUUGGACUUUAAGAUCAUAUUCUCGAGAGUGGCAAGGUCCUUCAACACUUGAGGUGUUGUUGUGAGUUGGUUGACAGUCCGUAAUCUUCUUGCCUUGUCUAGAUCUGCAACGAACAAGGCAGCGCUCCGAACAAAAGCCAGUGAAUUUGACAUUGCAGAUAGCGUACAUGCGUUGUUUUUAUCUAUACAUUUCAGUAGGCCUACAGUUUUAUUGGUGAACAGUUAAACUGUGUUCAUAACAAUGAAUAAAUCUAAAUUAGCAAUCGGACUUUUUGUCGCAGGUACGCUCACUGCAGUGUUUGGGUUAGUUAUUCUAUUCGUUGGACCAAUCAUCAUUGACGACCAAAUUGUGAAGAACUUAAUAAUAGACCCUAAGAAUGAGAUGUCCUACACCAUGUGGAAGGACGUCCCUGUCCCGUUCUUCAUGUCUGUCUACUUCUUCAACAUCCUCAACCCCACCGAAGUCCUUGCGGGAGAGAAACCCAUGGUGGAGCAGAGAGGACCAUACGUAUACAGGAAGCGUCUUCAGAAGCAGAACAUCACGUUCCAUCCCAACGACACAGUGUCGUAUCUUGAAUACAGGAGCUACUUCUUUGAGCCCAGCAUGUCAGUGGGCAACGAGUCGGAUGUGGUCACCAUCCCCAACAUGCUGGUGUUGGGUGCGGCGGUGAUGAUGGAGAACAUGCCAUUCGCAGUGCGUCUGUUGCUCAGCACCACCUUUAAGGGCUUUGAGGAGGGACCCUUCCUAAACAAGUCUGUAGGGGAGCUGAUGUGGGGCUACGACAGCAAGCUGGUGGACUUCCUCAAUAAAUGGUUCCCUGGGAUGCUGCCCUCCACUGGCAAGUUUGGCCUCUUCUCUGAGUUCAACAACUCCAACACUGGUCUGUUCACCGUCCACACGGGGAAGGAUGACAUCCGGCUGAUUCACAAAGUGAACUCAUGGAACGGCUUGACCAAGUUGAUAUAUUGGAAGACUCCCCAGUGUAACAUGCUCAACGGUACAGCAGGACAAAUGUGGCCUCCCUUCAUGACCAAGGAGUCCACACUGCCGUUCUACAGUCCUGACGCCUGCAGGUCUUUGGAGCUGGUGUACCAGCGGGAGGGGAUAAUGAAAGGGAUUCCCCUCUAUCGCUUUGUGGCUCCUAAGACUAUGUUCGCUAAUGGCUCCGACUACGCUCCCAAUGAGGGCUUCUGUCCCUGCAGACAAUCUGGCCUCCUCAACGUCAGCAGCUGCAGAUCCAAUGCCCCAGUGUUCAUUUCCCAACCCCACUUCUACAAUGCUGACCCUGUGCUGCUGGACUACGUACAGGGACUUCAGCCUACUGAGGACGAACACGGACUAUUCAUAGACAUCCACCCUGAGACUGGUGUGCCUCUGAAUGUGUCUAUCCGUCUGCAGCUCAACCUGUACAUGAAGAAGGUGUCGGGUAUCACGGAAACAGGGAAGAUCUCAGAGGUUGUGAUGCCCAUGAUCUGGUUUGAGGAGAAUGGGUAUAUGGACGGUGCCAUCGUGAAAACGUUCCACACCAACCUGGUGGUAUUGCCAAUGGUGAUGGUGUACAUGCAGUACUGUUUCCUAGGCCUGGGCCUGGCCACCGCACUGGGAGCUGUACUACUACACUACAGCGGGAAGAUCAUAAAAUGUGAGAGGACUGUCAUACCGGACGCCAGCGUCAGCACUUCAUCCAGCGAGCAAACCCCUCUAAUACAGGACCACGUGGACUAACACGCAUGUAGGGGAGAGCUGCCUAGCCCAGUUCUGCAGGACUCUGUCUGCAUGUGUUUUAUUGAGACUGAUGAUCACUGGAACUCCAAAAACCACUGACUCUCUCCUGCUAUCUAUCUCUCUCUCUCUCUCUCUCAGCUAUAAACUCUCUCACCUGGUCCAGUUCUCACCUGGUCCUGCAUCUGCUCUGGGAGACCUUCAUUCUGUUCAGGACUCACGGAUCAACAGGGAAGGGCAGGACCACCCCGGUUGGUUCUGCUCUCUGGUGGUGUCCCAUCCAACCCUCCAAUGAGGAUCCACUCUCGGAAUACAUCAUGGAACAUCACCGCAUCCUCAGUCGCUGUUAUGUGAAUCUUUCCUCGUCUGUUUGUCCUUCCAUUUCUUCAGAUGUUUUAACAACUUAGUAUCAUGUGUUUUUACUAUUCCUGAAAUGCCAUAGAAAACCACUCCACUAGAUCUGUAUUGUCCUGCUUUCCUUUCCUCUGGUCUGUGUAGAAGUUGCCUGUAUGCAUGGACCUAGGAUCAGAAAAUCCUACCCUUAGCCUUUAGGGGAAGAAAUGGAAAAGUGACCCCAAAUCUGCACCUAAAAGCAACUUCAUUCUACAAUAUCUCACCAGACCAACGAAUCAAAAAGUGAACUUGUUUCUGGGGUGACUUCCAGUCAACUCAGGAAGUAGAGAGAAAUUCCAACUAUCUUCCAUGCUUUUCAAUUAGGGAAACUGGAAUUUGGUUUACUUUCUGAAUUGACUGUAAUUUAGAUGGGAUUUACCCCCAACCCAGGGGCAAAGGCCCACCCACUCAGGUUGCGCCAAAAACGCAUAACUUGUCUGUGUUCCAAAUGGGAUAUUAUUUGUCUUUUUUACCUACGCACAGUACUUGACUUGGGCAGGAGCUCACUGGAACUGAGUACUGGCAACUCCAGUAUUCUUCUGCUUGAAUUCCUGCACCUUCUAUUGAAUACUAACUCCAAAGUAUUAAGGAGUUCUGGCACUUAAAUAUAAACUGUACCGGCACCCAAAAUGAGUACUGGCAAGUCAAACACUGGCCUAAACAUGUCUAUGCAAACAGAAGGAAGGGUGUGUGUGAAAAUGAAAGGGAUAAAUAUUUACAAUACAUUUUAUUUGGCAGAUACCUUUCAGGGCAUCUUACAUAAAAUCUGGUGCUGUACAUAAAAUCCAUUUAAUUGAGGCCUAUGUGAAUUAUUUACCGGGAAGUAAAAAACUGUCAGCUUACCAAUUUCAAAAUAAUGGGAGGGUUCUUGCACGUGUCACUUCACACUGAUACCAUGUGCAGUAAACCGUAGCAAUAGCUGUGUAGGCUAGGCUAGACUGUGUAGGAUACUCACCGUGAGCCAGAAAAGAGUCACUAGCCAACAAAGCUCAGUUUACAUUUUUUUAAAGAUGCCAUUUCUAGAAGAGGAUGUUGGAGCAUAUGCCGUGUUAUUUGAUAUUCGUGAUUUCACCAUGAAGGGCCUCCAGUCCCCCUCUAUAUUACUAUCUAAUUUAAGGGCCUUUAAGACAUUUUCAGUAAAUUCAAUCAGCGCUUACAAUGCUGUUAUCAUUCAACACUUUUUUUCUUUUUUCUUUUGAAAUCAUGAAACGCUCUUCUCCACUUCGACUCAUGGACAUCAGUCCAGUGAAAUAAAGUUAUUUAAAUGUAUGCUCC
Salvelinus namaycush (lake trout) is the source of this 3438-nucleotide messenger RNA. Its product is annotated as scavenger receptor class B member 1-like. The coding region runs from base 289 to 1773 and encodes 494 amino acids. Gene Ontology annotation, biological process: plasma lipoprotein particle clearance; cholesterol efflux; cholesterol import. Gene Ontology annotation, molecular function: scavenger receptor activity; low-density lipoprotein particle binding; lipid binding. The record is from RefSeq and is a predicted model, not a curated record. NCBI's taxonomy places the organism in Eukaryota, Metazoa, Chordata, Actinopteri, Salmoniformes, Salmonidae. Gene Ontology annotation, cellular component: cytoplasm; caveola. The transcript is spliced from 12 exons.